CAUGUCACGAAAGAUUCAAUGUAUAAAAAUAUCAAUCAUCGUCAGCAUUCGGCAUCUUUGUGUUUGAUCGACAAUGAUAAGCGGUGUGCUGUUGAUGGUGGCUGUGAUAUCAGGCAUAGUGUGCGGCGAAACGCCGAGACCGUCGGGCGCUAGAGCCGCGUUCAAGGACGCCGGCCAGGCGGAGAGGCACUUGCUGGCUGCGCUGGGCAUGAAGCGUCGACCGGUGGUGGACAAGUCUAAAGUGGAGAUACCAGCCGCCAUGCUGGAGCUUUAUAGGAUGCAAAUGUCGUACGAAUUCGACACCACGGCCUUACCGUUGCCGGGACACCAUGUCAAGUCCGCGAAUACYGCCCGAACGUACUUACAUAGAGGUAACGCUGACGUCCGGGCCCCGAUACCCGACACGUUUGAGUUGCGGGCCACCGAUAGGCCUGCGCUGCUCGUGUACUCGGACGACGGAAAGAACAGCCGCCCCGUCGGCCCGCCGCGGCGGAAACGCUCGCCCGGGGCUGGUCAACAGCAACAGGGCAGGGGCGGUGGCAAACGGCGGAAGGACGGCGGUGGCCGGGACAUCUGCCAGAGGCAUCCGCUCUACGUGGAUUUCACCGACGUCGGUUGGGACGAUUGGAUCGUCGCGCCGCCCGGCUACGACGCGUACUACUGCCACGGCGACUGUCCGUUUCCGGUUGCCGAACACCUAAACUCCACCAACCAUGCCAUCGUUCAGACGUUGGUCAACUCCAUGAACCCCGCAGCCGUACCCAAAGCGUGUUGCGUGCCCACUCAGUUGGCGUCCAUAUCGAUGCUGUAUCUGGAUGAGGACAACAAAGUGGUGCUCAAAAACUACCAGGAUAUGCAAGUGCUCGGGUGCGGGUGCAGGUAGGCCUCGGCCUAGACCUAUCACACACACACACACACACACACACACAUACUCAUACACACAAACACAUAGCGUCGCCCAAAGAUAU
Molecule: messenger RNA, 968 nt
Organism: Diuraphis noxia (Russian wheat aphid)
Lineage: Eukaryota; Metazoa; Arthropoda; Insecta; Hemiptera; Aphididae
Product: protein decapentaplegic-like
Cellular component (GO): extracellular region
Molecular function (GO): cytokine activity; growth factor activity
Source: RefSeq, a predicted model, not a curated record